Messenger RNA from Drosophila takahashii, 1404 nucleotides. It is a transcript of the gene RNaseX25, whose product is annotated as Ribonuclease X25. Lineage: Eukaryota; Metazoa; Arthropoda; Insecta; Diptera; Drosophilidae. The record is from RefSeq and is a predicted model, not a curated record. Gene Ontology annotation, biological process: RNA catabolic process. Gene Ontology annotation, molecular function: ribonuclease T2 activity; RNA binding. Gene Ontology annotation, cellular component: extracellular region.
AUCUGGCAACACUGACCGCAUUAUUAUUAUUAUUAUUCUACAACAAUUUUAUUCGACAACAAAAUGCGGAGCCAGCGGUUUCUGUUGGUGGCCAUUUUGGCCUGCCUUCUGGUGGCCAUAAAGUCCACGCCCCUAAGCGACAUAUCGGAUUCGAAUGAAUCAACUUCGGAGGAUGAGAGACCACAGAACAAUCGAGAUGAUGACGACGGUGAAUUCGAGGGAUUUCCAGUGAGUUUCAAGGAUGACGACGAGGACCUGCCGGAUUUGCGAGAGCUUUCGGUCCAGGAUCACAGCUGGGAUGUCCUGAUUUUCACGCAGCAGUGGCCGGUGACCACAUGCUAUCAUUGGCGCGAGAACAACCCGGACCAGGAGUGCACUUUGCCCCAGAAAAAGGAGUUCUGGACCAUCCACGGCAUCUGGCCCACAAAGCUCCACAAAAUCGGUCCCAACUUCUGCAAUAAUUCGGCCAGCUUCAAUCCGGAUAAGCUAAAUCCCAUCGAGGAUAGCUUGGAGACCUUUUGGCCCGACCUCAAGGGGGUGGACUCCACGGAAUGGCUGUGGAAGCACGAGUGGCAGAAGCACGGAACCUGCGCCAUGCUAAUCGAGGAGCUGGACAACGAAUUGAAGUACUUUGAGCAGGGACUCACCUGGCGGAAGGAGUACAUCAUGUCGCGGGUAUUGGACGCCUCCGACAUCCAUCCCGAUUCCAACAACACAGUGGCGGCCAUCAAUAAUGCCAUAGUCAAGGCUCUGGGCAAGAAUCCCUCGAUCCACUGCCUCUACGAUGGCAAGCACGGCAUCAGUUAUCUGUCGGAGAUUCGGAUUUGCUUCAGCAAAUCCCUGGAGCUCAUCGAUUGCGAUGGUGUCCUGCAGGGCGAUGCUGUGCCCGUCGGCGUUCCCGGUGGCACCAUCAUCACCAACUGCCAUAUUGGAAGCCUGGUUCAUUAUCCCAGCCUGGUGCCACCGCUGCAGAGGAAAAGCAAUUGGAAGUUACCUCUGGUGAAUGUCUACAAAUUGCUGCAGUUCCUCAUGUGGUUCACCCUGUAAGCAGGUGACAACUUUUUAUCACCCUCGUUGGGAUUUAUUUUGAGGCGCGCCUUAGGAGGACUCUUCGUUAACUCCACUAUUGUUUGAUUCUUCCACUGAUUUGAUGUACUGAAGAUUCGGAGCUUAACAAUCAUAAGCGAACAAAAACAUUCGUUUUUAAAUAGCUGCAAAUCUAGUAAAUUUUUAACAAAAGAGGUCAUAUUUUAUAUUAUUAUUGCUUUUAAAGGUCCACCAUUUUAAAUAUUCACAUUUGUUAGCAACAUCUCUCUGGUUUUUACCCUAUAUUCAAUAGUAUUUCUUAACUUUUACAAAAUGGGAUAUCAAAAUCAUUUUAAACCAAGCUUCUUCAUCCAAUUU